GAUGGUGCGUGCAUUACACAACAAUUAUAUUGAUGGUGAGGUUUUAACAGGUGUAUCAGCUGGUAACAGGGUAUUUGUUCCUCGAGUUCAAUUAGCUCCAUCAGAUGCAAAUUUAUCUUUUACACUUAAACGCCGUCAGUUUCCAGUUAGGUUAGCAUACUCAAUGACCAUAAAUAAAAGUCAAGGUCAAACAUUUGAAAAAGUUGGUGUUUAUCUCAAAAAACCUUGCUUUUCACACGGCCAAUUAUAUGUUGCAUGUUCAAGAACAAGAUCAUUUAAUAGUUUGUUUUUCAAAGUUGAUAAACAUCCAUUACAAGGUACGUCAUUUAACAAACAUUACACAAAUAAUGUUGUCUUUACAAAUGUUCUUAAUUUAUAAUUUUGACAAGUAUAUUAUGUGUUAUAUGUGUUUUAUAUUUUUUGUAUGUUUUUUUUUUUUUUUUUUUGCUAUAUGUGUAUA
Molecule: messenger RNA, 460 nt
Organism: Hydra vulgaris (swiftwater hydra)
Lineage: Eukaryota; Metazoa; Cnidaria; Hydrozoa; Anthoathecata; Hydridae
Source: RefSeq, a predicted model, not a curated record